AUGUCCGCGGACUUUAUGACAUCUACAGUAAUAAUCCAGCAUAGUUCUUCGCAAAUUGCUGGCCAAUAUCAAGCGGAAGACUUUCAGACCUCCGUUGGAAAUUGGAAAGUUGAAGAGCUCUUGAGUUUGGUACGAAAGCCAGGGGAUUUACCAAUCCCCGAAGGCCUGUAUCUCCUCUGCAAUGGUAGCGAACUUCACCAAGCGUGGCGCCUCUACCCAGACCAUCUAGAUGCAUUUACGACGACGGUCAUCCCUAGCCCAAAGUUCCCAGGCAGGUACGAUGUUCUUGAAGCCCGUGCCGGAGAUGGGUCUUGGCGACCGGUUGCAGUACCUAGCCGACUAUACAGCAAGCCAAAUGAGACGUAUCCCUUGGCAGGAAGAAGAUUGCCAAUCAAGGACAACUUUCGGCUUGCUUGGGUCAAGACAACGCAGUAA
Molecule: messenger RNA, 435 nt
Organism: Penicillium verhagenii
Lineage: Eukaryota; Fungi; Ascomycota; Eurotiomycetes; Eurotiales; Aspergillaceae
Exons: 2
Coding region: 1-435 (144 amino acids)
Source: RefSeq, a predicted model, not a curated record